Molecule: messenger RNA, 1184 nt
Organism: Gossypium raimondii (Peruvian cotton)
Lineage: Eukaryota; Viridiplantae; Streptophyta; Magnoliopsida; Malvales; Malvaceae
Exons: 5
Coding region: 204-1028 (274 amino acids)
Source: RefSeq, a predicted model, not a curated record
UUGAUUAUCAGAACCUAUUCACUUCCUUCACGUCAUCUUUCUUUUUUCCUUUUCAAUUUACCGGCUCUGCCAUGCAAAAUCCCCAAUUCUUGUCCAGAAAACCCUAAUUUUUUUAAUUUUCUAAUAUAUCUUAUUUUCAUUUCCUUUAAUUUUGAUUUUAAUAAUUCAAGCUCAUAACCCAUCUGAAAAAGAAGAAAAAGGAAAUGAGCAAUUUGAGGGCUGUUUGUAGACCACACAUGGUCUUCACUUCAUUGAUGUGUAGUAGCAGGCACCACUACCUCCAUCAAGCUCGAUCCAGAACUAGAGUUUCCUUUCGAAACCCUGAUUUUAGGUCAUCUUCCUUCUCUCCGUGGCUCCAUUUGUCCAGAGAUUUGAGGAGGAAGGAGCCUUGGUUUCGGGUCAAUCAAAGAAGAACUGCCGUUAGGGCAUCGAAUUGGUCCGAUCAAAAGUCUCCCUAUGAAACUCUUGAGUUAGAAAGGGAUGCUGAUGAAGAACAGAUAAAGACUUCAUAUAGACGUUUGGCCAAAUUCUAUCAUCCUGAUGUCUAUGAUGGUAGAGGGACUCUUGAAGAAGGUGAGACUGCUGAAGCAAGAUUCAUUAAAAUUCAAGCGGCUUAUGAACUGCUCAUAGAUGGGGAGAGGCGGAGGCAGUACGAUAUGGAUAAUCGAGUCAAUCCAAUGAAGGCAUCUCAAGCAUGGAUGGAGUGGCUUAUAAAAAAGCGGAAAGCUUGGGAUCAGCGUGGAGAUAUGGCUGUUUCUGCUUGGGCUGAGCAGCAGCAGCGUGAGCUGAAUCUCCGUGUCCGCCGUCUUUCCCGUUCUAAGAUAGAUCCUGAUGAAGAGAGAAGAAUCUUGGCAAAAGAGAAAAAGGCAUCAAUGGAACACUUUAACAGUACACUUAAGAGGCAUACGCUUGUGCUAAAGAAAAGGGAUUUAAUGCGCAAGAAAGCAGAAGAGGAAAAGAAAAAGGUUAUAAAUCAGCUUUUAGCUGCAGAAGGCCUUGAACUCGAUACAGAUGAUGAAUCUCAGUAGAAAUAUAUUAUGUUGUACAUAUUAAUUUCUUUACGUACCUCCUUAUUAGAUCCCUCCCGCAUAUACAUAGAUGCAUACUUUUGCGCUUAAUCCAAAGGAAAUACAGAAACUGUAUAUAAAUUUAUUUCAAGUUUAAGAAAGAAAUUGUUAUUCCAA